AUGAAAGAAGCUCUCAACACAGAACGAGAGAAAACUGAUUCAUAUCGAUUGAAAUGGCUUGACCAAAUGAGAAAGAUGGUGUUCAAUAUGGAGGAAGAAAAUGGAGAACCUUUUGAUUGCAGAAUUUGUGAGAUCUGUGCUGCUCCAUACAGAGAAGAUGCGAUGCGAGCGCCACGUGUUCUUCCCUGUGACCACACAAUCUGCACUGAUUGCGCUGGUCAUUUCGUCCAAAAGAAACAAUUCUCUGUCCAUUCGAUCGCCAAAUUUCACAGUUGAAAUAUCAUGGAGUUCAAGGAUUGCCAAAGAAUUUCGCUCUAAUGAAUAUGUAGAAUACUGAAUAAAUUUCUUUGGUUACAAAUGAACUCUAAUAAAAUAUGUUUGAAAGUGUUUAUUACGUC
This is a messenger RNA of Caenorhabditis elegans, 398 nucleotides long. It is a transcript of the gene F44D12.10, whose product is annotated as C2H2-type domain-containing protein. The coding region runs from base 1 to 276 and encodes 91 amino acids. The transcript is spliced from 2 exons. The record is from RefSeq and is marked reviewed. Lineage: Eukaryota; Metazoa; Nematoda; Chromadorea; Rhabditida; Rhabditidae.